AUGAGGAGCGACGGGAUCUUGGGAGCCGGAGGAGGAGGAGGUUCAGAUCAGAAUCGAGCAACAGCAGUCGUGGCGAGUAGAAGAAGAUGGCUAAAGAGGAGAGAAACAUGGCUCGUCCUUCUGGGAGUCGCACUUCACGCCGUAUACAUGCUCAGUAUUUUCGACAUUUACUUCAAAACUCCGAUAGUCCACGGCAUGGAUCCAGUGCCUCCCAAAUUCUCUCAGCCGCCCGCCAAGCGUCUCAUUCUUCUCAUCUCGGAUGGAUUACGAGCUGACAAGUUCUACGAGCCUGACGUUGACGGCAAUUACAGAGCACCCUUCUUGAGGAAUAUCAUCAAGAAUCAGGGUCGUUGGGGUGUCUCUCACGCUCGUCCUCCCACUGAGUCUCGACCUGGCCAUGUUGCCAUCAUCGCUGGCUUCUAUGAAGACCCCAGUGCCGUCACCAAAGGAUGGAAAGCCAACCCCGUUGAGUUUGACUCUGUCUUCAACCAGAGCAGGCACACCUUUGCUUAUGGUAGUCCAGAUAUUAUCCCUAUUUUCUGCAGUGCUUUGCCUCACUCCACCUGGAACUCUUAUCCCCACGAAUAUGAAGACUUCGCUACAGAUGCUUCCUUUUUGGACGAGUGGUCUUUUGAUCAAUUUGAGAGCCUUCUCAAUAGGUCUCACCAUGAUCCUAAGCUGAAAGAGCUUCUCCACCAGGACAAACUUGUUUUCUUUCUCCACCUUCUUGGUUGCGAUUCCAAUGGUCAUGCCCAUCGCCCUUUCUCGUCCAUCUAUCUUAACAAUGUCAAAGUUGUUGAUAAGAUUGCUGAAAGAGUCUACCAUCUCUUGGAGGAUUAUUACAGAGACAACCGCACUUCUUAUAUCUUUACUGCUGAUCAUGGGAUGAGCGACAAAGGAAGUCAUGGAGAUGGCCAUCCUACUAAUACUGAUACUCCCUUGGUUGCUUGGGGUGCUGGGAUUAAAUAUCCCAGACCAGCUACUGGACACAGUCACUCUGAUUCUGUUACUAGCUUUGUCGACAAGCACGCUCAUGAUAUGCCCACUCCUUAUGAUUGGGGCCUUAAUCGUGUUGAGAGAGUUGAUGUCAACCAAGCUGACAUUGCACCACUUAUGUCAACGCUCGUGGGUUUGCCAUGCCCAGUGAACUCAGUUGGAAACCUACCACUUGGUUACAUGAAGUUGAAUGAGGCAGAAGAAGUUGAAGCUGUUCUAGCUAAUACCAAACAAAUCCUUAAUCAGCUUCUUCGUAAAUCACAUAUAAAAAUGUCAAAUUCCUUAUUUUUCAAGCCAUUCAAGCCGUUGGUCGACCCUUCCUCAUCGCUGAGUCAGAUUGAUGAGUUAAUUUCUGCCAAACGUUAUGAAGCUGCAAUGAAAUUGGCUGUAGAUCUCAGACACUUAUCACUAGAGGGCCUUCAUUACUUUCAAACGUAUGACUGGCUAAUGCUUAUGACUGUUAUUACCCUUGGCUACACUGGAUGGAUGAUCGUACUUGCCCUGCAUGUCCUGCAAUGCUAUAGUUCACUAUCAGGAGAUUUGUCCAGGAAAGGGCAUUUAUCUGUGCAGAAAAAACACUCCACAAAAGUUUAUCUAUCAGGCAGUAUGCUUAUGGCAAUUCUCACUUUGCUAAAUUUGAUCGAGCACUCUCCCCCUCUGUACCAUGCAUAUAUUGGAAUGACAGUAUUUCUGUGGACACAGAUUUUAAGUGAAUAUCGAUUAAUAAGAGGACUGUGGAUAUAUUUGAGGGAAAGGAAGGCUGGCUACUUCAUCAAACUUCUAUUUGCCGCAGCUGUGUCGGUUGUCAUUGUGGAAUUAUUGGUCCAUAGCUUCACUGAGAGAAAGCUUUACACUUGGUUUUUCUUGAUAGCAGGUUUUGUGUCUUCGAUUUUGCUGCACAUUUCAAUUCCUUGGAGAUCUGGGAUACCAGUUUUUGUGUGUAUUUCUUGUUGGUUCCUGUCUGUCUUCACUCUGAUGCCAGCGGAAAUUCCUGAUAAUAAUAACCUAGUGGUUAUGAGUGGAGCUAUCAUCAUAGUAAUAAGCCUUGCUGCAAAGUGGCUAGACACACAUGCCGAAGGGAAUAAAUUUUGGGAAAGUAUCACUUUUCAUGAAAGCAGGAAGCCGAUGUGGUCCAAACUAUAUUUCAUACAGAUUAUUUUGGUUGGAGCUUCGUCGGUGAUGGUGUUUCUGUCAACAAAGCACCGAACACAGAAUCAAGAACUACAUUCGUCACACCAGUUCAUAAACUGGUUAGUUGCCGGUUCUUCGAUGGUUCUUCCGUUGUUUUCAGGAAAUGGCAUCCUGUCACGUUUAAGUUCAAUAUUUCUUGGUUUUGCGCCUCCGUUUCUUCUUCUGUCUAUUGGAUAUGAAGCUGUCUUUUACAGUGCUCUUGCCGUUGUGCUUAUGGCAUGGAUAUUAUUUGAGAACGCUUCUCAUUAUUCUAGCAAAGUAAAAGAUUCAUCUCUAUCAGAACAAAACACAGAGGAACAUGUAACUAUUGGAAGUGAGGAGAGAUACUUGCAGCUAUCAGAUGUGCGGAUUCCUUUGAUUUUUAUGGUUUUGUUCAAUGUGGCUUUCUUUGGAACUGGGAAUUUUGCGAGUAUAGCAAGUUUUGAGAUAUCAUCCGUAUAUCGGUUCAUCACAAUCUUCAGCCCCUUUCUGAUGGCAGCACUUCUUAUAUUCAAGCUCUUCAUACCGUUCAUGCUUGUCAUAUGUGCGUUCAGUGCAAUAACGAAAUUAGUGAGAGUGCCAAGACUGGGAUGUUACUUCCUUGUGAUCUUAUUUUCAGACAUAAUGACGAUACAUUUCUUCUUCCUGGUGAAAAACACAGGAAGCUGGAUGGAAAUAGGGAAUAGUAUAAGCCAUUUCGGGAUAGUGAGUGCUCAAGUGGUCUUUGUGCUUUUACUCUUUGCGCUCACGAACCUCUACACCAGAACCAUCCGAGUUAAGCCGCUCUCUUCCUCCCCUUCUCUCAAAACUCUCUGA
This is a messenger RNA of Eruca vesicaria subsp. sativa (arugula), 2982 nucleotides long. NCBI's taxonomy places the organism in Eukaryota, Viridiplantae, Streptophyta, Magnoliopsida, Brassicales, Brassicaceae. The record is from the annotation of a GenBank genome assembly.